AUGGCUCAAGCUGUAGAAGAAUGGUACAAACAGAUGCCAAUUAUCACCCGUUCGUACCUCACUGCUGCAAUUGUCACCACCAUCUGUUGCUCCCUCGAAAUAAUCUCACCUUACAACUUGUACUUGAACCCAGUGCUAGUGGUUAAGCAUUACCAGUUCUGGCGACUCAUCACCAAUUUCCUCUACUUCCGGAAUAUGGACUUGGACUUUCUGUUCCACAUGUUCUUUCUUGCUCGAUACUGCAAGCUUCUUGAAGAGAAUUCUUUUAGGGGAAGGACUGCAGAUUUCUUUUACAUGCUUUUAUUUGGUGCCACUGUUUUAACUGGGAUUGUUCUCAUUGGCGGAAUGGUACCUUAUGUGUCAGAAUCAUUCGCAAAGAUUAUAUUCCUUAGCAAUUCACUGACAUUUAUGAUGGUUUAUGUGUGGAGCAAGCAAAACCCGUACAUCCAUAUGAGUUUCUUGGGCUUCUUUACGUUCACAGCAGCUUACCUUCCAUGGGUUCUUUUGGGAUUCUCUGUCCUUGUUGGUGCUAGUGCCUGGGUUGAUCUACUGGGAAUGAUGGCUGGUCAUGCAUACUAUUUUCUUGAAGAAGUGUAUCCACGAAUGACUGGUCGUCGACCCCUAAGAACUCCAUCACUUAUAAGAGCACUGUUUGCUGAUGAGCCUGUUGUUGUGGCCCGCCCUGCAAAUGUGAGAUUUGCGCCCCCACCUGUAGAGGAAGUUCAACAAAAUCGAUAA
Molecule: messenger RNA, 738 nt
Organism: Ilex paraguariensis (yerba mate)
Lineage: Eukaryota; Viridiplantae; Streptophyta; Magnoliopsida; Aquifoliales; Aquifoliaceae
Source: the annotation of a GenBank genome assembly